AUGGCCACGAUCAACAACCUCGACAUCGCCGCUGCCAACGCCGCUAGCGGUACGGCUGAUCAUCCUCCCAAGAGCCCUCUCUCGGAAGAAGAUCGUGCGCGACUGGAACGAAGUCUAGGUCAUCGCCCGGACCGUCACGAGCUCGAGGAGAAGAACAUCCUCAAGCCUGGCAACCUAGCCCCUUCUCUGCAAGCUGCUCGCGACGAACUGCAAAAGUCGCAACUCGCCGACAAGCUCGAAGGACGACUUGAGCGUCGCCCUGAACGCGACGACCUAGUGUCCAGAGGAAUCCUCAAGGACCAAUCGGUGGCACCUUCUCUGCAAGCCAAGCGAGAUGAACUGCAAAAGAACCAGUUGACAGACAAGCUGGAAGGAAGACUCGAGAGGAGACCCGACAAGAACGACCUCGUCAACCGAGGUAUCCUCAAGGAUCAGUCAGUUGCACCUGCUCUGCAGGGAAAGAAAGAGGAGCUGGAGAGAGCUCGCCUCGAAGACCAACUGCAGAAGGACCUCGAGUCCCGGCCCAACGUAGAUGCGCUCCGACAGAAGGGUAUUCUCCCGCACCAGGAAGAAUCGUAG
This is a messenger RNA of Mycosarcoma maydis (corn smut), 579 nucleotides long. RefSeq lists its product as uncharacterized. The record is from RefSeq and is a predicted model, not a curated record. NCBI's taxonomy places the organism in Eukaryota, Fungi, Basidiomycota, Ustilaginomycetes, Ustilaginales. The transcript is spliced from 2 exons. Bases 1 to 579 code for a protein of 192 amino acids.